Messenger RNA from Drosophila simulans, 583 nucleotides. RefSeq lists its product as uncharacterized. Lineage: Eukaryota; Metazoa; Arthropoda; Insecta; Diptera; Drosophilidae. The transcript has 4 exons. The record is from RefSeq and is a predicted model, not a curated record. Bases 37 to 492 code for a protein of 151 amino acids.
AACUAAUUUAUCCAAGUAGAUGAAUAGCUCAGAAUAAUGAAACGACUUGUGCCGAUUUUAGUGGUGGAAAUAAUAGUUCUGUGUCGUCCUUUACCGACUCAGCAAAGGCAAUUUCCCAUUGUGAAAAACAAUGGAUGUGCCGCCAUUAAAAAUUCGGUUGACCCACCCAUAUUUGAUGGUAACUUUUGGAUAAUAACCAGGUGGUUGAAAUACCAGAAUACAAAACCCUUCGAAUGUUUUCGGGAACAUUAUUCACCGGAUAUGCCUCUGGCGACUCGACAAAGUGUUUUUCUGGAAACCGACAAUAAAAAUUAUGCCGUUCACUUAACUUGUUUGGGCGCAGAUUCGUCUGAAGAAAGUGAUGAAAUGGCCAAUUAUUUGGUUCAGACCUACGCCAUUGACAGAAGGCCCUCAGUUAGAAUAAUGAAGAAAAUUCUGCAGACGCACAAAAGGCACGGCUUGGAUAUGAAGUUUCUAAAAUGUUGCGUGUAAAUAUAUUGGAAAAAAUUAUUUAUUUCCAUUGAAAAAAGUGGUCUCUAGCCAAAACUAUACUACGAAAUAUCAUGCUAAUUGAAAAUUUUAA